Messenger RNA from Sungouiella intermedia, 1587 nucleotides. NCBI's taxonomy places the organism in Eukaryota, Fungi, Ascomycota, Pichiomycetes, Serinales, Metschnikowiaceae. The record is from the annotation of a GenBank genome assembly.
AUGCCUUCCCACUCCAUCUCCUCUGACUCGAAGGCUGCCUUUGAGCACAUCGAUUCAGUCUCUUCAAACCAUGACAACGACAACGAUGUCGACAACGAAAUUCAAGCAUCUCGCGUGGAUAAUGAAAUUCUCGGAUACAUCGAAGAGAAGGCAGUCGAAAUUGACGAUGAAACCAAUCGUAUUCUCAGAAGAAAGAUUAACAUUCGCGUUCUUCCUGUUAUGGUGGUAACCUACUUCCUCCAAGCUUUGGAUAAGGGAACACUUUCCUUUGCUUCCAUUAUGGGCAUUCGGGAGGAUGCCAAUCUUGUUGGCCAACAAUAUUCUUGGUUAACCACUUGUACUUAUCUUGCGGUUCUUUUCUGGGAGUUUCCCACCAAUGUAAUUAUUCAAAAGGUGCCUGUUGCUAAAUAUUUGUCUUUCAACAUCAUUUGUUGGGGAAUUGUUUUGGGAUGUCACGCACUUGGAAAGAAUUUCACUGUUCUUGUGGUGGUAAGAACUCUUCUUGGUUUCUUUGAAUGUUGCUGUCAGCCUGUGUUUAUCAUGAUGUCGGCCAUGUGGUAUAAACGUGAGGAGCAGGCCUUCAUUGUUGCUCUCUGGUAUAUGAUGAACGGCGGACAACAGAUUGUCGGUGGUGUUCUUGCUUACUGUUUCACACUCAUCGACAAUGCAAAGUUGAGAAACUGGGAAAUUUUGUUUCUUGUUUACGGUGCUCUCACAGUGGUUUGGGGUGCUUUUGUCUUGUACUGGACCCCCGACUCACCUAUGAAAGCACACUGCUUCACAGAAGAGGAGAAACGCCUCAUGGUGGAGAGAGUCAGGGCCAACCAGACUGGUUUGCAGAACAAGAAAUGGAAGAAAGAGCAUCUCAUGGAAGCCCUCAAGGAUCCUCAGACUUAUUGCUACUUCUUCAUUCAGUUUCUCACUUCCUUGCCCACUUCUGGUUUGGGUGCAUUCGCCAACAUUAUCAUCAGUUCGUUUGGGUUUACAGUCUUACAGACUCAGUUGCUUGCCAUGGUUCUUGGUGCAUAUCUUAUUUUCCUUCUCUUGACAUCGGCAUACCUUGCCAACCGUUUCAAGCAGAACAUUCUCUUUAUGAUUUGUUUCGUGAUUCCUUCUAUUGUGGGAACUGUGGUCUUGAUGACUCUCACUUACGAUGGCCUUGACAAGCUGUCACAUGAGUAUAAGGUCAGAAGAGGAGUAUUGCUUUUCUGUUACUACUUGACUCUUUCGUUUUGGGGUGUGGCUAAUCUUGGACUUUCACUCUUGUCGAGAAAUGUUGCUGGUCAAUCCAAGAAAUCUUUUGUUACUGCUUCCAAUUUUGUCGGCUGGGCCGUCGGAAACUGUGUGGGUCCUCAAGUGUUCUUGAAGCAAGAGCACCCAAGAUAUCUUACUGCAUUCGGCACCCACAUGGGUUGCUAUGGUGCCUUGAUCUUGCUCUUGGUUUUCAUGCGUUUGUGGUUAAUGAAGGAGAACGCCAGGAAGGAUAAGUUAAUCGCUGAAGGCAAGAAGCAAGCAGAUAUGGACUUGAAGCAUGCCUUUGAGGACUUGACUGACCGCGAAAAUGUCAAUUUCCGUUACAUGUACUAG